GAAAAUGACAAAGCAUUUUUGUGUAAAAAAUAUCAUUACAUGAAUGAUAACAUGUAAAAUAUGAACGGCUGUCAAUCUAUUAUAUAUUUGUAAAAUCUGGUAUUAAAAUGCUUUCACCAGAAGAUGUUAUGCGAAAAGAUCUGAAGUUAGUUCAUGGUUGUCCCAUGCCCUGUGCUUUUGUGAGCAACUGGGAAAGGAUUGAACAGUUUCGUAGUAGACCAGAUGACAUUGUGAUAGCCACUUAUCCUAAAUCAGGUAAUACUUGGGUUAGUGAAAUUGUAGACAUGAUUCUUAAUGAUGGAGAUGUUGAAAAAUGUAAGCGAGAUGUUAUUAACAAAAGAGUUCCAAUGUUGGAAAUGUCUCUCUCUGGAGUAAGAGUAUCAGGUGUAGAAGAAUUAGAGAAGAAUCCAUCACCCCGGAUUGUGAAAACACAUCUACCUACUGAUCUUCUUCCUAAGUCUUUCUGGGAGAACAACUGCAAGAUUAUUUAUGUGGCUCGUAAUGCCAAGGAUGUUUCGGUCUCAUAUUACCAUUUCGACUUAAUGAAUAAUUUACAACCUUUUCCUGGUACCUGGGAAGAAUAUCUGGAGAAAUUUAUAACUGGAAAAGUGAGCUAUGGUUCCUGGUUUACUCAUGUUAAAAACUGGUGGAAGAUAAAGGAAGAACACCCAAUACUUUUCUUGCACUAUGAAGAUAUGAAAGAGAAUCCAAAGGAGGAAAUCAAGAAGAUCAUGAAAUUUCUAGAGAAGAACCUGAAUGAUGAGAUCUUGGAUAGGAUCAUCCAUCACACUUCAUUUGAAGUGAUGAAGGACAAUCCUUUGGUGAAUUAUACACAUCUACCAACUAUGGUGAUGGAUCACAGCAAGUCCCCUUUUAUGCGUAAAGGGAUCAUUGGUGACUGGAGGAAUUACUUCACAGUGGCCCAAAAUGAGAAAUUUGAUGCCAUUUAUAAGACAGAAAUGUCUGAAACUGCACUUCGAUUCCGCACAGAGAUUUCAAGUGCCUAAAUCAUAAAUCUGAAGAAAGAAGAGAUUGUCUACAGUUGAUUGAAAUGAGGGCAGUUAAUAAUGGAUUUGGGCAAUCAAAUGAAUUUAUAAAGGAAUAAUAUGCUUUUAAAACAUUGAUUUUUUGCAGUGUUAUUAAUCACAUCCCAAUUUUGUUUCUUUGAUUCUGAGGUUCCAAAUUCUCGAAGGCUGAAGUUGAUUAUUAUCUUUUUGUAUCAAAGAAAUAAUGUAA
Molecule: messenger RNA, 1236 nt
Organism: Saimiri boliviensis boliviensis (Bolivian squirrel monkey)
Lineage: Eukaryota; Metazoa; Chordata; Mammalia; Primates; Cebidae
Gene: SULT1B1
Product: sulfotransferase family 1B member 1
Molecular function (GO): sulfotransferase activity
Source: RefSeq, a predicted model, not a curated record